AUGAAACAGGUGAGGCACGAGUCCUUUCUGCUUUAUAUACCUAUUAUGUCGUGCGUGGCCUGCUCUGCUCUGCUCUGCUCUGGUCUGUUCAGUUCUGCGCUUUCGUCUCGUCUCCCCAUGAUGGCGCAUCGCUCUCCCCUCACGCACCAUGUCAUGCCGCUGUACCACUCACUCCCUCCCACUCCGCUCCACUCCACUAUCAGCAGCAGCUAAUGAUGACGAUCCCAUCUUAUCGAUACUCUAUCAGACCUGUAUCGAUAGGGGAUUACGGACCACAAUAUUUGGCACUGCUUCACGUUGGAGCCCACCAUUCAUUACAUAUAGUAUAUGACUGCAGCACUCGUCGCACUCUUGGUCGGAGGACGAGGACGAGGAUGACAGCGGGUAUCAGGACAGCGAAGAUUGACCGGUGGUACUGUAGUCGAGGCUGGGCCGUGGAGGCAAAGAGGCAGAGGCAGAGGCGAAGUAAGUUGGUGGACCAGGACCGGAGAAGGAAAAAAGGGAAGAGAGCUCGCUCGGCCCAUGGCCAGACGGACAUCAGACUUGUAUGUGUAGGUAGUUACAGUCACAGUCCUCACACCUCACACCUCACACCUCACACCUCACACCUCACACACACACGCACGCCCUCAUCCAUGACGCCCGUGGCAGCCCCGUCUAGAAUCGCCCCUCCACUCACGCUACACCCGCGAGAAUGGAUCAAAAUCAAGAGAGGCCAGGCAAAAGACCCACGAUGGACACCGAGACCUCUCUCAAAUGACUCGCUCCAUGUAGUGCAGAGCCGCACUGGUCUGUCUAGUCUUCAACAGCCAUGCCAUUAUUGGGCGAAGGAAGUCGAUUGGAGAUGAGAGCGAGGUAUAUGCAUGCGAUCGAACUACUUGAGGUAUGCUCGUUCCUUCUGACUGCAACAACAUCCCUUCGUCUGCGACAAAGCAAAAACGAAAGCGGCAUCACGAACGAACAAACGGAUCCCAGCCGAAUGUUACCUUGAGUCAAAUUGCAGGUGCUGUCUGUCCCAUUCCCGUGAUGAUCCUGUUCCAAUACCCGGUACUUUUGUUCCAUCCCACUCUCUCAGGACUUCAAACAAGCAGCAGCAGCAGCACAACCCUCAAACCCCAAGCAUUCUCAGACGUCGAGACCUGAGCGUUCAGCGGUGAAGUGGUGACUAGGUGAAGUGGUGGUGGCCUCGUCACAUCAU
Molecule: messenger RNA, 1198 nt
Organism: Mollisia scopiformis
Lineage: Eukaryota; Fungi; Ascomycota; Leotiomycetes; Helotiales; Mollisiaceae
Exons: 2
Coding region: 213-848 (211 amino acids)
Source: RefSeq, a predicted model, not a curated record